UUUCUUAUUUGUUUGAGUGAUUUUAAAUCUAUUAAAAUUAAAUGCAAUACAGUCAUUUGAUGAUCCAAGGCACCCUUGCGAAAUUAACUCUCUUGAACGCAACAUCUUGAAGACAUCCUUUUCGAUUCAUGCUGCUCUGGUGUUAAACAAAUAGGCUGUGCUUUAGUUCUUUAACAUUUUGGGUUUUUACUGAAUUUAGUAUAUAUUUAGUCAAAUAUGAUGGUACAAAAAUGAAUAUUAGAAUUAGGAAUCCUGCUUCCUGCUUGUUGCUGCCGUCGCCUUCACGAGGCCUCCAUUUCUGGGUUUCUUGGGAUUAUGGUCUUUCUCCAUCUCCCAUCGUUGGUAUAUUAUGUAAUCAUUUCAUAAAGACAAAGACUAACGUCUUCCAACUACCACAUCCACAUAUCCCAAUCUCAGGCCUCAUUAUUAUAUAAAUUUCUCCACUUUAACCAAUGACUUCAGUUUCACGUAAUCUUUUUCUCAUGGGAAUCAGCAAGAUCCAUGGUACACCCUCUCUUCCAUCCUUCCCUUAUAUCUUUAAUCAAUCUUAAUCCAAUCCAUCCAUAACCUCAAUCCUCCUCCCUCUUUCUCUUAGAAGCAUGUUCAACUCUGCACAAUCACUCAGUUUUUCAUCUUUUUAUCCACUUGGUCAUGCCUUCAGGAGCCUUCUCUCAUACAAUGGAAGUGUAAUGCUAGCUGCUUUGAUUUCUUUGCUUCUUGUGACCAUCUUCGUCCUUCUCCUCCACAUCUAUGCCAAAUGGUUCCUCUCCCAGGCCCGUCACCAGGGACGCAGCUCUAUUGCCGUCUCUCAAGUGCUCGGCCAGCCUCGCUUGCACCAUUUUCAUUCCAUAUCAUUUGACCAUACUCCCCCUGCUCGCUCUCCCACCAAAGGUCUCGAUGCCUCUGUGAUCUCCACAAUCCCUCUUUUCAUUUAUGUGUCGGAAAACCAGUGCAAAAUUGGAUUGGAAUGUGUCAUUUGCUUGAGCUUAUUCGAAGAGAAUGAGAUUGGGAGGAGCUUGCCCAAGUGGUUCCAGUUGCUCGCCAUGAUUACUCAAGGAGUGGAAUUGGUAAUAACUUGGAACUGAGUGAAAAUGA
This is a messenger RNA of Cucurbita moschata (crookneck pumpkin), 1095 nucleotides long. RefSeq names its product RING-H2 finger protein ATL63-like. The record is from RefSeq and is a predicted model, not a curated record. The transcript is spliced from 2 exons. Lineage: Eukaryota; Viridiplantae; Streptophyta; Magnoliopsida; Cucurbitales; Cucurbitaceae. Bases 600 to 1085 code for a protein of 161 amino acids.